Sceloporus undulatus (fence lizard) is the source of this 1904-nucleotide messenger RNA. Its product is annotated as putative methyltransferase DDB_G0268948. The transcript has 6 exons. The record is from RefSeq and is a predicted model, not a curated record. Gene Ontology annotation, molecular function: S-adenosylmethionine-dependent methyltransferase activity. The coding region runs from base 471 to 1283 and encodes 270 amino acids. NCBI's taxonomy places the organism in Eukaryota, Metazoa, Chordata, Lepidosauria, Squamata, Phrynosomatidae.
AGCCGAUUCGCAGGCGAAAUGGACACGUAAAAAGUUUUGUGAAUGUACUUAUUGCCUGACUGACCUCACAUUCAGCGUGCAAUCUCUUCCGAUUAUUGCCUGCAGCGCCAUGUGAAAAGCGGCUGUGAAUUGGUCCCUAAAACCUGGAUGACUCUGCAUUGGCCCCACUUCAAAGUUCCAUGAAUCCCAGGAAAACGUGCACCGAACCCCUCUGCACCCUUACCUGAGAGUAAGCCCAUCUGAAAGCAACAGGGCUUCCUUCUGAGUAAAUAUUGCUCGGACUGCCCUGCCAGCGUCGCAAAAAGCGUAACGCGCCAAAGCACAAAGUUCACUUUUUAUCCACUUUAACCGGGGAAUCCGGACUCCGUUGAUUCUCUCUUUCAGACAUUGAAAAAAGAGCUACGCCAGCAGCAUACUAAGAGAGGCUUGAGUUUGCGGUUCCUUCAACAGAGCGACUGUGUUCAGAGACGAUGGCCACCCACUUGUUUGAGGACAGGAUCCAUGCCGCUUUCUAUCAGAAGUACAGGUUCACACCGCAAGAAAACCUACAAAGAGCGAUCUUUUCCUACCUGGAGAAAAAGGUGAACUCCUUUCGGCUUGCAGUAGAUGUGGGCUGUGGCUCCGGACAAAGCACGCUCUUCUUGGCAAAGCAUUUUGAGAAGGUGGUCGGGAUGGACAUCAGCGCAGCUCAGAUUGAGGAGGCCAAGCGGGCUCCCCACCCUCCAAACGUCUCUUACGCCGUUUCCCCCGCCGAAGACCUCCCUUUUGAGGCUGGCUCUGUGGAUCUCAUCACGGCAUUUGCGUCCGUCCAUUGGUUCGACACGCCUCGCUUCCUGAGCGAAGUGGACCGAGUGCUCAAGCCGUCCGGCUGCGUUGUCUUCAGCUCCUACAACCAAGACAUGCGCGUGUGUUACAGGGAUCUUACGGAGAAGCUGACGCAGAUCUUCACGGAGAAUCGAGAUCAGCUUUUCAACUACGCAGAUGAGAAGGUCAAGGGUGUCCUGAACGAUUACCAAGAAGUGUUUGACGCCUUACCAUAUGCGGACAAGGAAAGGCUCACAGACAUCGUUGAUAAAGUCCCCAUGAGCAUUGCUGACCUGAUGGGGUACAUUCAGUCCCUCUCCAUGUACCAGGCUUUUCAGAAAGCCCAGCCAGAAGCAGCGAAAGCUCUCCUCCAAAACACUGAACGAAGAUUCCUGGAGACGAUGAGUGUUUCCUCGCGUAAAACCCAAGUGGAGCUGGAGAUGAGGCACGUCUGCAUUUUGGGCUGUAAGAUGUCUUAGAAGAGGAAAAAGCACACGCAUUUGACGGAAACAAUAUCAGGUCUGAGCCUUAAAAAUACCACGAAAGGAAAGGCCCCACUGGUUUCAAGAAGAAGAGAAAACCAGUAUCGCAUCCAGUCAAAGGGAAAGACUACCUUUGUCAAGCACUCCGGCCGUCCGAAGCAAGGAGAGAAGCACCCGUUUCUGGCCACUCCAUCACAGUUUUGACCUAACUUUAAACACAUUCUUCCUCCAACGCAUGGAUUUGCCAUUGCCUUCCCCUGAGGCUGAGAAUAUGGUAGAUAAAGUGGUGUCAAACUGCAUUAUUUAUUCAGUGUAGAUGUACGAAAGCUAAUGCUACAACUUGCUCAGUCUCAAAGGAGCUACAAGAUCCCUUUGCAUACUGAUGCUCCAGGUUAACACAGCUAGGUCUCUGAAUUCUUACCACUUGUAUAAUUCAGUAUAUAAUAUCAUUCAAACACGGUUUCACCUGUAUUUGUAUUUCCUUCUUGUUUUCUUUUGACUCUUGUACUUACUGGUUUUUAAUGGAAUAUAUGCUGAGUAUGGGUUUGUUUGCGAGAGAGGGACUGAAUAUAUGGGUCACUCGCUUAACUUCAAUAAAUAUCGUUGCCAAACUAAAAA